Abrus precatorius (Indian licorice) is the source of this 1273-nucleotide messenger RNA. RefSeq names its product growth-regulating factor 4-like. Gene Ontology annotation, cellular component: nucleus. The transcript is spliced from 4 exons. Gene Ontology annotation, molecular function: ATP binding. Bases 167 to 1144 code for a protein of 325 amino acids. Gene Ontology annotation, biological process: regulation of DNA-templated transcription; developmental process; DNA-templated transcription. The record is from RefSeq and is a predicted model, not a curated record. Lineage: Eukaryota; Viridiplantae; Streptophyta; Magnoliopsida; Fabales; Fabaceae.
AGACGGCAUUGUGUCACAAAGAAAGAAACAGAGGAAACCGAAAUGUUCCGACAAAGUUCGAUCUGAGUGUGAUCUUAUGUCUUGGGUCUGACUAUGUUUGAUUUUGAUGGUGAAGAAGAGUGUUGUAUGAUUGGUAGGACUAAGAGUAGUACAAGUAGUGGAAAACAUGAAUAGCAGUGGUGGAGGGAUGAUGAUGGGUUUCAGUAAUAGUUAUAGCAGGUCACCUUUCACAGUGUCUCAGUGGCAGGAACUGGAGCACCAAGCUUUGAUCUUCAAGUACAUGGUUGCGGGUCUUCCUGUGCCUCCUGAUCUUGUGCUUCCCAUUCAGAAGAGCUUCGACUCUAUUUCACCGGGAUUUUUUCACCAUCCCACUUUGAGUUAUUGUUCCUUUUAUGGGAAGAAGGUGGACCCAGAGCCAGGACGAUGCAGGAGGACUGAUGGGAAAAAGUGGAGGUGCUCCAAGGAAGCCUACCCAGACUCCAAGUACUGCGAGCGCCACAUGCACCGUGGCCGCAACCGUUCAAGAAAGCCUGUGGAAUCACAAACUAUGACACAGUCAUCUUCAACUGUGACAUCACUGACUGUCACUGGUGCCAGCAGUGGAACGGGAAGCUUCCAGAAUCUUCCCACAAAUGCCUUUGGUAAUCUCCAGGGUACUGAUUCUGGAACUGACCAUUCCAAUUAUCACCUAGAUUCCAUUCCCUAUGGGAUUCCAAAUAAAGAAUACAGGUAUCUUCAAGGACUUAAAUCUGAGGGUGGUGAACAUAGCAUCUUUUCUGAAGCUUCAGGAAGCAACAAGGUUCUCCAAAUGGAGUCACAGCUGGAAAGCACAUGGCCCUUGAUGUCAACAAGUAUUGCCUCUUUCUCUACAUCAAAAUCAAGUAGUAAUUCCAUGUUGCAGAGUGAUUAUCCCCAGCAUUCAUUUUUAUCCAGUGAAUAUGGGUCAGGAGAACAUGUGAAGCAGGAGGGCCAGUCUCUUCGACCUUUCUUUAACGAAUGGCCUAAUAGCAGAGAGUCAUGGUCUGGUCUGGAAGAUGAGAGAUCCAACCAAACAGCCUUCUCCACAACUCAACUCUCGAUAUCCAUUCCUAUGUCAUCUUCUGACUUCUCUGCAACAAACUCUCAAUCUCCACAUGAUAACUAAGAGCAGUCCUUCAGGAUUUUCAGUGGAAUUUUAUGGAGGACCAAACAAGUCUAGCAGGAUAUUUGUGGUGGAAUGUUUGUGUAUUUUCAUUCAAGCUGAGCUGUGUACAACUUUACAGAACAAUCUACU